This is a messenger RNA of Verruconis gallopava, 5762 nucleotides long. RefSeq lists its product as uncharacterized. NCBI's taxonomy places the organism in Eukaryota, Fungi, Ascomycota, Dothideomycetes, Venturiales, Sympoventuriaceae. The record is from RefSeq and is a predicted model, not a curated record. The coding region runs from base 389 to 5455 and encodes 1688 amino acids. The transcript has 4 exons.
GCUCUUCCCAUUCACGUUGCCACCGCGGUCUCCAAACAGGACGGCCAAUCCUCUCUUACAUACAUUGGCUUUCUUUGUUCGCCCCUCUGCCAGCAAAACGGGGGAAACAGCCAGCUGGAAGCCUCGCCUUCGCGUUCUGACCAGCAGACUCGGACACGGCGACUAGCCAAUCGCUGGCCUGUGUCCUUCUCAAUAUCGAUAACGCUGGGCAUCAAAGCCUCUACUCGACGCCAGCGCAUCCUCGCGCCAGACAAUCUCGCAACUGCUACGCACGCCUGGAACAAAGCAUCUCUCGACACAGCAGCAGCGACACAGCACAUGCGGCCCCUACGCGCAGCCAUGAUUUGACACCACACUGGCGCCUAUAGGUGAACGCACCCAAGGCAAGAUGGAUACAUCGCAACGAUCUUCUUCGCCGCCCGCGCGAGGCUCUUCGCCUGCAGUUUCCCCUACAAUCACCCAUGUAUCUUCAAGAUGCCCGACACCAUCUGCAGCUGUACCUGAGGAAACAUCCGGCACGGCCCCAUCUCGCUCUUCAAGUCCUCCUCCUCCUCAAGAACCACUUCCCUCUCAACCUUCCAAGAUGGACAAGCUUCAAGGUGAGAGCACGGAAGAGGGCGAGGCCGGAACCGCUUCUCAGAGACCGCCUCUUCCACCCUCCUCGCUGUCGGCGCCCGUUGGGUUCCUGCCUCGACUUCUUCCGCUCGACGUCUCUGAAUACUCUGAGCCCUUAAUUCUGCAUACGGCGCUUCCCACAUCCCACACUUCUCUCUCUGAACUUGCACAUCUCACACGUCUGCAAAGAUAUCAGGAGCAACGGCGGUCACACGCCAGGAUACGGCUGCACAGAUGGCUGGUCUCCGCCGGUCUCUCUGCGCGUUUGAUACAUUGCGGCGAGCUGGUCUACCGCACCUUAAUCGAGUAUUUCCGCAAUGAUGAAGGGAAGAAAUUUGCCACUCUUUACGACGCUCUGCACGACGUGCGGAGCUCUUGUGAUGCAACCCGUCGUUAUGCACUACUAGAACCGGACAUAGAAAACGGAAAGGCCAACAAGGCGGUAAAGGACGACGUCACUGCAUCAUUUUCUACCUUUAUGCACGAGAUACCCUUGAAGAUACGCAAUGAUAUUUUGGACUUCAUCAGCGAGAUACGCACAAACCCGGACUUCCUAGCAAAACGGAUCUGCAGUCUAAACCAACAAGAACUGAUCUCACUUGCCAGUUUCAGACCAGCACCGGAACCAGAGUCUGUCAUCGGAAGCGGAAAAGGUACUGGAAUCUCCAAGAAACCAUCGUUAUCAACCGCGUCUAACCCGGUUGAACGGCUUCUCUCUUUCCAACGUCAUGAUCCUCUGUCGGCCUUAAUUUAUACGUGUUUUGCAAAUUCAUAUGGGCCAGAUUCUAAUGAAGACCAAAGGAGAACAGAGGCCUGGGCAACAACAUGCGCUCGUUUGAUCACUGAGGCCAAGCAAGGUUGCGAGCCGCUUCUCAAGAGUAUCCUGGACGCCUGGGCCAGAAUGCGGGAUUGGCCAGCCAAGGCCAACAUAGAGCUCUUUCUCAUGCAGGUUCUCCAGGAUGGCCAAUUUUUAGUAGAGAAAGCCGAUCAGGUCCAAACCAUCAAGGAUGAAAAGGCCCUGAAAUAUGAGGCAGAGGCGUUCUUCGACCGGGCAAUUAGACGUCUCUUUGAUGUUAUCGAUGAUGAACCUAGUGCUGGCGGCAUGCCGGAAGGUAUCUGGGAGAUUGGCGUCGCACUAAUGAAAAAAUUGAAUAAUAAGAAAUUACGACAAGCUGCAGAAAACAUAAUUAUUCAGAGAUGGUUCCUUGCCGGAUUUCUGCGUAAUGCUAUCAUUUAUCCAGAGAGUUCGGGAAUAAUGCUAGGCUUCCAUAUCUCAACGCAAGCUCGAGAGAAGAUUCUCAAGCCGAUCGCGGACGAAAUUCAAAAGCAAGCUUCAGCUGUCUUUUGGAGCUUCAGCCGUCAAUUUGACAAUUCCCCAGCUAUCAUCCAUGAGGUCAAACAGCAUAUGGAGAAUCUCCUUGUACGCCUCCGUCAUCCUCGCGCGAAUCAGCGUCCCAUCCUACUUCCAGCCAAGGCCGUCACUUCUCCGAGGGAGACUAGCGAAGUCCAGCCGUUCUUGAUCGUAUCUCCCCGAGACAUCAUAACGUUGGUCAACGCGCUCUUCCCGGACCGAAGGCCCCCAUCGAUCCAUGGAGACGGUGAUCUUAGUCGGAGAGGUAAUGCCUCAACGGCUUCCUCCAUAUCUGGUAUAUCAAUCCCCUUCCGCAGCAGUUCAACUCCUGGUGAUGGGAGCUCAGUCUUGAGCAUGAGUGCAUCAUCUGCGACGAGUGACAUGACUUCCCGGGAGCCAUUGCUUGAGGCAGCGAGUCGACUAGAAGAUCAUGCGCAAUUUGACAGUGAGACCGAGCUUUCAACCAAGCCUACCCCAACAGAAGAGUACGGUCGGAAGAUCAGAAUGGCGUGCUCCGAAAUGGCUAGGAUUCUCGGUCCCGAGGCAGUUUCAGGGUCUUGUCACCCUUGUGCUGAGCGUUGGGCUGUCUUAUUUGUAACCCAAGACGGUCAACACUUGCGUACGAGGAUGCAGGAAGAUGUCGAGGAUGCUGACUUUAAUGAGGAUGACUCGCCGGAUUCGGAAAGCGAUGAAGAGGCUCCAGGUCUUGGAAUGGACCUUGAGAGUGAUUAUCACCAACUAAAAGACUCGAUUUGCAAGCUACUCCAAGAAUACGAAUUACCAAAAAGCUUAGCACCAGAGAGUGAGUCUAGGUUCUUUUCGAACCGCUCAGGACAGAGGAUGCUAGCUCGCCGUGGGCUGAGAAGAACAGAUCCAACUCAUCGCGCCGAGGAGCUAUCUUCAACUGGUCACGGCCCGUCCACUCUACACAGAGCCUCACCGGUGCCUAGGCAGAGACUGGUGACGUCGAGAAGCAACAGCACUAACGAUGCAGAUGAUUUCAAACGAAGGAAGUCAUCGGAUCUUGUGGUGAUGCUCGAAGCGGCAUAUCAUCAAUGUAAAACCCGAAAUGAGUAUGUCGAUGCUUUGCUGUGGCACAAAACUCUUGAACAGCUGGCGAGAUUGUCCUCGCCAUCCUUGACCCGCGAUGGUUACGCACCUCUACUGAACUAUUUUGCUCGAGGUCCAAGAGAUGCGUUGAGCAAAUCGUUCAAGGCGAUAGAGAAAUUUGAGGCAUGGUUCGCUUGGCUCAAGCAAUCACAGGAGCGAUACGAAGCCAAUGUCGAGGACAUGAUUGCCAGCACCAAGCAGCUGCGGGAUAAGAUGUGGUUCAAGACCGCAGUGUUGACAUCGGCAGUAUAUGAAGAAGCCCGAAACCUGGCGGUUGCUUUGCGAAUGAUGGCUCAGCCUGUCAAACCUGGCGAAGAAAACGUACUUCAGACUCACAGGGCUCGCCAACCAUCCAGGGCGGCCAAUCUACUGCUCAGAACUGAAACACAGGUUAUGGAUCUGAUAGCGACUGCCGCUGAUAGGGCAGGGCCCAAUAAGCUGGUUGAUGAGCAAGCUGAUCUUACAUCGAAGUGGUUAAUUACCUAUAGAGUGGAGAACCUAUGCAAAGGGGAAGAGCGGAUUCACAGACUGUGUUAUGAGGUCGACAAGGCGGUGAACAAACUUGUGGGUGAAAGUCGGCUUGUAGCACCUGUGCUGUGGUCAAGUGAUCUAUACCGACGCGACAAGGACAUCCUGGAUAGCGGUCGCGGGAAGGGUGAUCUCUGGCUGACGGGUGUUGGCAAUCUUAGCAUUGCCGGCGAUGAAGAAUACGAAACGGCGCCAAAUAGAACGGUGUCGCGAAGUCUUGACAUAGUGCAACAGCCUAGCCACUCAAGCUUGCGCUCAAUAUCCACAGCAGGGUCUCAACAGAGCCUUGAAUCAUCUUCCAAGUGGAGCAGUGCCAACCGAGGGAUUAACAUUAUGGAUGCUCAAGACUAUUUCGGCAUUGCCAGCCCAGCAGCUACAAUCGACACGGCAGUCACUUUCUGGUCGCCUUUCCAGUCGAGCGGUUCCUCGCAAACUUCUACAAACAUACGUCCAAUGACGGGCACGUCUUCGAAGGGAACGGUGAUGUUAAAGGAUUCGGCGUCAGUCAACAGAGAAAAGAACAAGUUCAUUCAAGACCUAAAACGGGCACUUGUUGGCUUGCUACUGAGCGACCUCGGCACCCUAGUCUUCAACUCCGGCAGCGAGACCGAUGGUUGGUUCAACGGAGAAAUUGCAGAGGAAUGCAUUCUCCGGAAAGAAGCAGACGAUCGCGAGCGCAAACUCAAGCUCUCCAGGAAGAAAAGCAUGCGAAGCUUGAAAAGUGCUGCAUCUCGAGAACAGCGUGCUACCACAUCAGAUCGAGCUGGUGGCCAAGGUGACGGAGUCCACUCCACUGCCGAGCAUUCUGGUUCAUCCAGUGAUGCGACAGCUCGCUCGUCUGGAAUAAAUGCAGUCAGAAAGCUCGGUCUGCUUGAGUUUCCCUACAAUAAUGCCUAUCAACGACUCCUUGACAAAUUCGCGACCCACCCAAGCCCUUAUACAAAACUUCAGGCGCUGUAUGAUCUUCAGCUCUUGAUAACAGCAGCAUUGUCCAGCAAGACGGGAAAGCAUAUUUCUCGUCGCGAAACCUUGCCACCCGUUCCUCAAUCACCAACUCUAGACUCUGAGUCUGAGCUUCCGACGCGUGAGGCAGUGGUACAAACCCCUCAGGCUCAUAAUCUUGAUGAAGCCAUUGCGAACGUGGAGACGAGAAGAUCGCAUACAAUGAAUGCAACCCAUCAAAACACGAUACAACCCCCGCCAUCCCCACAACGUGGGAAUGGGAGAUCACCAUCCACUCUUCCAAGCACGGACAUGAUUGUUGAUGUCCUGCUGACUCUAUUCCGCGACGCAGCAAUUCGCCCAAAGACAUUGUUUAGAGACCUCCAGUAUGUUGCCUCAUUUGUCCCGUCGUCGAUUCUGGAUAGGACACCGAAAGGCAAAGCGUUCUGGGAUGCGGCUCUGGCAGCACUUAGCCUCAAGCAAGAUGUUUGUCGCUACAUGGUUGAGAUUGCUGACGAUAUCGUCAACGAGGAUACACAGAGUCGGACUGCUGCCCAUGGAGCGCAGGCACCGGUUCCAGAGAAUAAGCUUCUGGGCCGCUGGACGAUGGCCGAUGCCGCGCAAAUGUACAUCAUUACAGCUAAAGAGGGAGAUCCUGCGGCUCAACGUGAACUUGCCAUCCUUUAUCUCACGCAUCCAGAUCUUCUUCCGAGAACCCUCUUACCAAUGUCCAAACCCCGUGAGAUCUUUAAGGAGUCCUUACUGAAUAGGAAGAGGGAAGAUCCGCAGCGCAGUGAUCCGAUGACUAUGUGUGUUGCACAGCAUUGGAUGGAGCUAAGUAAAAAGGGAGGGGAUGAUUUGGCGAUAAAGUACCUUCGCGCCAGAGAUGACAUGGAAAAGAUACCCUGAGCACAGGUUUGCUCAAUAUCACGACAUUUGCAAUCUUUUGCAGCAUGGCAGAUUUGCAGCUUUUUGCAUAUAUGUUUUGGCGUUAUAGCCUUAUUUCUUACGAUGCUUCAUCAACCGCGAGAUAUCCCCCUGCCAUCAUUGUCUCUGCAAGAAUCGAUUACUUACCCUUCCUCCCAUCCACACGUGCACCGUUGUGAUAGACGUUUAGCAUAUUCCUUGAAUUGAUGAAUUGAUGCAUAGCGGGCGCAGAAGAUAAUGGACAUUUUGGAUACGAUCUAGCACUUAAAAUCUUAAAUAAAUUUAUCCA